Molecule: messenger RNA, 1659 nt
Organism: Chinchilla lanigera (long-tailed chinchilla)
Lineage: Eukaryota; Metazoa; Chordata; Mammalia; Rodentia; Chinchillidae
Gene: Dusp28
Product: dual specificity phosphatase 28
Exons: 2
Coding region: 475-1011 (178 amino acids)
Biological process (GO): protein dephosphorylation
Cellular component (GO): cytoplasm
Molecular function (GO): protein tyrosine/serine/threonine phosphatase activity
Source: RefSeq, a predicted model, not a curated record
CACCAAGUAAAUUCUGGUCUAUGAAGAUGAAACGCUCGUUUUAUUUUAUAUGAGCCAUAUUUUACAAUAAAAAAGGCCUGACAAAAAAUUUAGUAGGAAGCAGAUAACAAAGUAUAACACUGUCACAAAAGUUAACACAGCAAGCCAGGCUUCCCGCGCACCACCCGCGGGUCGGCCUCGUGGCCCCUGCCGAGGACCCGGAGGCCGCCGGGCAGUCUCCACGCCAACUCCUGAGCCCGGCCUCGAGGAGCCACCCAUCCCCGAGGCCUUCAGGACACGCCGGGCACCGAGGGCGAGGGGUCCGACAGGGAGCUGACACACUUCCGGUCAUGGGCAUUGCGUCACGGGUACCGGGCCAGACGCGGCCAAUCCGGCCCUCCCGGCCGCAAGGGCCCAGCCAAUGGGGCGGCGGCCCAGCCAAGCCCCCCCGUGGCCCCCCCCGCCGGCCCCCACAGAGCCCCUCGGGGCCGCGCGAUGGGUCCAGGCGGAGGCGACGGGCGCGGGGCCGCAGAGGCCGCUCCGCUGCCGUUCGUGCGCGUCGCCCCCGCACUCUUCCUCGGGAGCGCGCGCGCCGCGGCUGCCACGGAGCAGCUGACGCAUGCGGGCGUCACUCUGUGCGUCAACGUCUCCCGCCAACAGCCCAGCCCGCGCGCGCCCGGUGUGGCCGAGCUGCGCGUGCCCGUGUUCGACGACCCGGCAGAGGACCUGUUAGCGCACUUGGAGCCCACCUGUGCCGCCAUGGAGGCCGCCGUGCGUGCCGGCGGCGCCUGCCUCGUCUACUGCAAGAACGGCCGCAGCCGCUCCGCCGCCGUCUGCACCGCCUACCUCAUGCGGCACCGCGGCCUCAGUCUGGAGCGCGCUUUUCAGACCGUGAAGAACGCCCGUCCGGUAGCCGAACCCAACCCGGGUUUCUGGUCUCAACUCCAGAAGUACGAGCAGACCCUGCAGGCCCAGGCGCGGCUGCCCCGGCAGCCAGCCGACCCCAGCAGCGGCCACCCACGACCCCAGUGAACUGCCCCGUUCCGCCUCGGCCUUGCCACAGUCCUUAUAGCGGCGCUGCAGGCCUGCAGCUGCGCGUGCAGGGACAUCUGCCCCUCCGUCCUCCCCGCCGCGCUGAGACUCCGCUUCGCCCCCAAGCAGCAGCGCAGCUUGGCAGGGUCUCUUCCCCCUCCGGGUGGCCGUGCGGCGAUGUGUCCACCUAGGCUGUCCUUGCCUAGACAGUUUACUCGGCAGGCUUUGGUCAGAUACACCACGGGAGAGAAAGUUCGCGCGGAGAGUGAAAGCUGGGCGAGCCGAGGACAGGACUGCGGACAGCCGCCGCAGCCGCCCAGACCUCACCCUAGACCCCUUCCCAGAACUGAGCAAGGGACUGAAGCUGCUGCAGUCGGGCAGCAGGUGUCCGUUCCCAUCUCCCUUUCAACAACAUGGUGCCCGACCUGGCAUCACACAGCUACCCAUCAUGCCAGCCAUGUCUUGUGGCCUUUAGACUCCUAGAAAAUUAGUCACCAUCCACACCCCUGGAAUAAGACAGUGGGAAAAGAGCAAAGGAAAGUGUGGGUGAUGCGCAUGAAUUACAGUAAUGUAGUCAUGGGGUAAUAUUCAGAAUAUAUUUAAAGCAAUGAAUAAAGCACUGUGGUCGGUAUUUGUCAUUUCCCACCA